AUGAGGGUCAGUUCGUUGUUGAAUGAUCAGGGGGCGCCCACGCCCCAGUACUCACAACAUUAUUCAGUGGAUCUACCACAAAUCACGCAACAAUCCAGCCGCCUGGAAAAUGAAGCCCAACCGACCUCCAUGUUGCAGCGACAUUGUCACCCCUCCAAAAGACCAUAUGUGCAAAUGCUAGAAUUGUCACCUACCGUUACCGAACCAACAAGCGUCGACCACGACACUGAAUGCGCACCCGUCCUGCCCGCGCAUCGUAAGAGAUACUCUAAAGAAGAAUGCUAUUACACCUGGCACCAGCGCGUUGUUCUCCAGAAAAGCUGGGCCACUGUCCUCAAGAACUUCAACAGCCGAUUCCCGAACCGUCAACGUCUUACUGCCAAGCCUUAUGCCUAUGCCGGGAUUCAGAAAAAAAUCAAUCGUUUCACCAAAUGGAAGAACCUGCCGAACUACCGAGACCGAUUCAAGGACGCUAAUGCUUUCUUGACCGAUAAGGAUUUCAUCAAAUCUUGUACGAAUGUUUGGUACCCUUGGAUGGAAUGA
Penicillium canescens is the source of this 543-nucleotide messenger RNA. RefSeq lists its product as uncharacterized. Bases 1 to 543 code for a protein of 180 amino acids. The transcript has a single exon. The record is from RefSeq and is a predicted model, not a curated record. Lineage: Eukaryota; Fungi; Ascomycota; Eurotiomycetes; Eurotiales; Aspergillaceae.